AGCUGCAGCGGAGUAAAAACAAAUAACCAGCGUUUUUUUUAAUGUGUUUUCAGGCACGAAACAAGCGGAAUGGAGAGCUGGCAGCGCUGAAAGUCAUCAAGAUGGAGCCGGAGGACGACUUUUCCAUCAUCGAGCAGGAGAUCGUCAUCGUGAAAAGCUGCAAACAUCCCAACAUCGUGGCGUACUACGGCAGCUACAUACGGGCCAAUAAACUGUGGAUCUGUAUGGAGUUCUGUGGAGGAGGAUCCCUGCAGGACGUCUACCACGUGACCGGGCCGCUGUCGGAGCCGCAGAUCGCCUACAUCUGCAGGGAGAUGCUGCAGGGCCUCGACUACCUUCACGGACAGAAGAAGAUCCACAGAGACAUCAAGGGCGCCAACAUCCUGCUCAACGACCAGGGCGAGGUCAAGCUGGCUGAUUUCGGCAUCUCGGCUCAGAUCACAGCGACCCUGGCUCGCAGGAUGUCCUUCAUCGGGACGCCGUAUUGGUGCUGUGCUUCUGUUUCCUGCAGAGUCUUGUUUCUCAUGUCCAAGAGCGGCUACCAGCCUCCGAAGCUGAAGGACAAAUCCAAAUGGUCGUCCAUGUUUUAUAACUUUGUGAAGGCGAUGCUGGUGAGGAACCCGAAGAAGAGACCCGGCGCCUCCAAGAUGCUCUCGCACAUGUUUCUGACCCAGCAGUGCCUGAACCAGGAACUGACCCUGGACCUGCUGGAGAAGUAUCGACACCCUGAGAAGCUGAAGAGCUGCCUGAUGGAGGACGAAGACAUGGAGGUGGCGGCUCCUGGAUCUUUAAGGAGGAUCCAGUCCAUCAACAAACACAACCGGGCAGAGAGGACCAACUCGGACAUAAGCUUGGAACAGAUCUACACCCAGAGGCCCCGGAAGACCGAAUCACCGAAUGUAACGUUACGACCGUCGACGGGAUGGAUCGGCAGCAGUACAGCGAGGGAGGAGGACUCAAACUCGGACGACGACGACUACGAUGACGUGGACAUCCCGACAAUGCAGGCCACAGGACUCAUAAUGCCGCAUGACGACACGCCGCCUCCGCUUCCUCCAAAGCCUAAAGCGAGGACCAGCUCAGAGGAGAGCGUGGCGUCGGAGGAGGAUCGAACCAGGAAGCCCAGCUCUCUGUGCGCCCCCACCCCCCUCAUCAGGACCUCCAGCGGGACCCACACCCGACCGACGCUUCAUCCACGACACUCCAGACACUCAGACCCUCCAUCCUUUCCUGUCCAUCUGAAUGACCACCAAGAACACCUCCAUCCUCCUGAGCUCCCUCCUAAAGGCAUCCGCAGACGGCGGCCCCCAUCGAAGGAUCCUGUUGAGUGCCUCAGCCCCGUCACCAAGAAACCUCCCGUCUACUUUAAAAAGAUCUUCCACGGCUGUCCUCUUAAAAUAAACUGCUCGGCGACCUGGGAGAACCCCUCCACCAAAGACCAGCACCUGAUCCUGGGAGCAGAAGAAGGCAUCUACAUCCUGAACCUCCACGGCUCCGAGGCCACCAUGGAGCUGUUGUAUCCGGGGAAGUGCACCUGGGUCUACACCAUUAAUAACGUCCUCAUGUCCGUUUCAGGUAAAUCGUCGCAGCUCCACUCCCACAUGUUGAAGGAGUUGUACGAACACGCUCGAAAAGAGAGGCUGGUGCCGCUACCGACCCACAGGCUGCUACCGAGAAAAAUGUCGGUGACGAGUAAAAUCCCCGACACCAAAGGCUGCAAGACCUGCACAGUAGCAGAUAAUCUGCAGCGAGGUGCGUUCCUGUGUUGUGCUCUGGAGUCCAGUGUGAUGCUGCUGCAGUGGUACGAGCCCAUGCACAAGUUCAUGCUCAUUAAGCAUUUCGACUUCCCGCUGCCCAGCCCUCUGCGGGUGUUUAAGAUGGUGGUGGUGCCCCAGCAGGAGUAUCCUCUGGUCUGCAUCGGCGUGUCCAGAGGCUCCAGCCCGAACCUGCCGGUCAUCGUAGAAUACAUCAACCUCAACUCCAACACGUCCUGGUUCACCAACUCCGGCCUCGAGAAACCUUGUCCGGAUGUCGUUCAAGUAAACCAGCUGGACAGCAGCUCCCUGCUCGUCCUCAUGGAAAGGUCGGUCCACAUCGUCGGCCUGGAGGGAGAAGUGAAGAGCAGCAGACCUCACGAGACCACCUUCUCCCACGAAGUCGAGUCUAUAGUGUACCUCGAGGACACGCUGCUGUCGGUUUGGCGUCACGGCUGGCAGAGGAGAGGGCUCGCUUCCUCCGAGGUGCUGGAGGAGAUCACCGACCACCGGAAGAUCUUCAGACUGGUGCAGUCAGACAGGAUGGUCGUCCUGGAAACGCAUCCUACCGAGGACCAGUCGGCUCCGUCCAACAUGUCCAGCCUGGCCGUCCUGGAGACGGCCGAGAACUACGUCAUGCUGCCCUGAGCUGAGCACCGUGGGACACUUCCACCAGGACGAGGACAGACUUCUAACAUUUGUCGCGGGAGCGUCGUCAUGGAGACGUCAGCCGUGAUGCUGGAGGAUUGUCGCGUUGCUGCCUUCGUCCCUCCGUCCGGGACAGCGCUCUUAUUUAUGCUACUUUGGUUUGUGGAGAACCCCGACAGCUGAGAACACAACUCCUCCAACACUAAGAGGAGCCUCUGCUGUCCGCCGCCUGCAGGGACUCGGCUUGAAACGGUGAAUCCUGCAGCCGCACCGACGCUCCGCUGUGUGUUUGUGACCUGAGCUUGUUUGUCAGUGUUGGAUCAGCGUUACACACGUUUUACUGCUGUUACACUGUAAUAAAGUGAAUUAACACAA
Molecule: messenger RNA, 2777 nt
Organism: Stegastes partitus (bicolor damselfish)
Lineage: Eukaryota; Metazoa; Chordata; Actinopteri; Pomacentridae
Gene: map4k1
Product: mitogen-activated protein kinase kinase kinase kinase 1
Exons: 30
Coding region: 42-2402 (786 amino acids)
Biological process (GO): intracellular signal transduction; protein phosphorylation
Cellular component (GO): cytoplasm
Molecular function (GO): ATP binding; MAP kinase kinase kinase kinase activity
Source: RefSeq, a predicted model, not a curated record